Closterium sp. NIES-67 is the source of this 1737-nucleotide messenger RNA. NCBI's taxonomy places the organism in Eukaryota, Viridiplantae, Streptophyta, Zygnematophyceae, Desmidiales, Closteriaceae. The record is from the annotation of a GenBank genome assembly.
CAUCCACCUCCGCGCCACCCUUCACCCCACUGAUUCUGAGAGACCAGCAGCGACGGCUCAGGAACACCUUCGUGAGCCAGUUCACUGACGUCUCCGUGCCAUGGCGCUCUCCACCCUCCGCGCGGGGACUGGCUUGCAAACGAACGCCGUCAUGCCAUUGCCGACUCCGUCGCUCAACAGCCCUCGUGUAACUGCUCCGCACGUCGGCCUUCGCCGCAUGGCAUUGGUUCCACGACACGCUGUCGCGCCGGCGCGCGCCAGCGCCCCGCGACAGGCCGCGUCGUCACGGCCGGUGCACGCAAGCAGCACCGAGCAACGAGUAGACUCUCCUCGAGGCCCCAGCAGCAGCGAGGAGCGCGGGAGGGACGGCACGUGGCUGAUGCGAGGAGCAGCGGCGGCGGGGCUGGCGUGCGUGCUGGCGUUGAGCGACCCGUUCAGCGGCAGCGGCGGCAUGGCGCUCGCGGCAGACACGCUCAAGACGUGCACGUGCCUGCUGGGCCAGUGCAGGACGGAGCUACUGCAGUGCCUAGGCGACGUGAAGUGCGCCGCGAACAUCGCGUGCCUGCAGGCGUGCAACGGGCGGCCGGACGAGACGGAGUGCCAGAUCGGGUGUGGGGACCUGUUCGAGAACCAGGUGGUCGACCGCUUCAACGCCUGCGCCAUCACCAAGUCCGGCUGCGUCCCGCAGAAGGCGGACGAAAACCUCUUCCCGCUUCCGCCCGACGAGGCGCUCGUGCCGGAAUUCGACGUGGGGAAACUGGACGGGGAGUGGUUCAUUGCCAGCGGGUUGAACCCGACGUUCGACACGUACGACUGCCAGCUGCACACGUUCAAGCCGACGGGCGAGGGCGAGUUCCGCGUGGACAUCACAUGGCGCAUCAACACGCCCGACGGCGGGUUCUUCACGCGGUCCGCGCUGCAGGACUUCAUGCAGGAGCCCGCAAGGCCCGGCGUGCUGCUGAACCACGACAACGAGUUCCUGCACUACCAGGACGACUGGUUCAUCAUCUCGUCCAGCAUCACGGGGUCCAAGGACGACUACUUCUUCGUCUACUACCGCGGCAGCAACGACGCCUGGGACGGCUACGGCGGCGCUGUCGUGUACACGCGCGCCCGCACCCUGCCCAAGGUCUUCCUCCCAGAGAUGGAGCGAGCAGCUGAGUCAGUGGGGCUCAAGUUUGCGGAUUUCACCACCACGGACAACACCUGCCCGGCCGAGGUGCCGCUGUUUGCCCGGCUGGAGCGAAAGGUGGAGGAAGUAGAAAGGGCGGUGGUGGCUGAGGUGGUGCAGUUUGAGGAAAAGGUGGUGGAGGCAGAGAAGGGGUUAGUGGCGGAGGUGAUUCAGCUGGAGGAGAAGGUGGUGGAGGCAGGCAAGGACGAGGUGAAGCUGUUUGAGGGGCUGAGGCGAGGGUUCAUGGAGUUGUUCAAGGAUGAGCAGAAUUUCGUUAAGGGGCUGAAGAAGGAAGACAGGGAGGUGCUGGAACAGAUGGAGGCGAUGCAGAUGGGGGAUGCCGAGGACUUGGAGGAUCUUUUCAGCAAUCCCCUGCCGCUGAGGAAGAUUAGGCCCAGGUCAUAGGUGUGGUACUUCUAUUUGAAUAAUGCGUCCAUUUUUUAUACGGUAUGUGCAAUGCGCACUAAUGCAUCGUGUUUGUUUCUUCCACUGCUUGGUGGUGUGAGGUGUGUGCUGUAAGUGAGUUGCCAUGUAAUGUUGCGUUCUAAUAUAUGAAAUGGUAAAUC